Molecule: messenger RNA, 2187 nt
Organism: Chenopodium quinoa (quinoa)
Lineage: Eukaryota; Viridiplantae; Streptophyta; Magnoliopsida; Caryophyllales; Amaranthaceae
Product: NEDD8 ultimate buster 1-like
Exons: 11
Coding region: 94-1764 (556 amino acids)
Biological process (GO): regulation of ubiquitin-dependent protein catabolic process
Molecular function (GO): protein binding
Source: RefSeq, a predicted model, not a curated record
UCAUUUACUCCGUAUCACCGAAAGAUACCAUACCAAGGACUCUUGUCUCCGAACUCUCAAAUCCUCUCUCUUUUCUCUGCAAUCACCCUAACAAUGGCGGCGAAAUUGAAGAUAGCAGGAACAUGGUCAGGUAUUUUAGAGGUUGAAUUAGAGAAUUGGACUGUACCCAUGUUGCGUCAAGAGGUUGCUAACCGAUCAAAUUGUACCCCUUCUUCAAUCAAUCUUAUUUUUGGCGGUCGAUUACUUAAAGACCAAACUGAUGAUCAAAACAACCUUAAAUUAAGUGAUUUGGGUCUCAAAAACAAUGCCAAGAUUUUGGUUACUCGUGUUAAUGUUGAUGAGGGCAAGUCUUUUCAGCAGGAAUUGAUGGCUGAAGAACAGCGCUCUUCUAGACUCACUCGUCUUAAGGCGGCUGUUGCUAUGCUUGCUAAGAGACAUGCUGAUGGAUCGCUACCUAUUGAUGACUACAACAUUGAGCUUGAGGAUCAAAGAGGGCAGAAGGUUAAUAUGGGUUCUGAGACUGAUCAAAGGGCAAUAAUGAUGGGCCUUAUGCUGCAUACAAAAGGAAAGCAGCUAAUGAGAACACAGCAAUACAAAGACGCAUUAGAGGUUCUUGAAAUGGGAGAGGAGGCGUUUUCUCUCUGCGACUCAAAACUUAUAGAGUGUAUUGACAAUGUUCCAAUCCUUCAAAUUGACAUGGUGUGGUGCUAUUUUAUGCUUCGUGACAUCAACUUGCUCGCGUUGGCUGGUGAGCGUCUUGCAAAAGCUAGAGUAGGUAUUGAGCGCUCUCAUGGAAAGAAUGCCUCUCGUGCAAGAGAGCUCCAGAGUAGUCGUAGCCCAGAGAUUGCAUUAUAUUUGAGGUUAGAGCUCUUGGAAGGUGUUGCAGCUUUUCACUGUGGCAAAUUGGAUAAAUCUAGAGAAGCUUUGACAUCUGCCAAAGCAAGAUACUCUAAGCUUCAAGUAUCGGAUGAAGCCUUAUCACUGCUAAUGGGCAUGGGCUAUCAUGAAUAUGAAGCUAAGAGAGCUCUGAAGAUGAAUGAGCAGGAUGCUGAAAGUGCUAUCAAUUUUCUAGAGGAGGAGAAAGAAAAGAAGGCAAAGAAGCGGGAAGAUGAUAUCAAGCGUCAACAAGAAAUUAGGGAGCAGAAGAAGUUUGGAAAAACUCCCCUUGGCAAAGCUGUCGAUCUUCAAAUGGUGCAAGUGUUAGAGACCAUUGGGUUUGAGAGGGAGCUUGCUGCAGAAGUCCUCCGAAGGCAUGAGAAUGACACACAAAAGGCUUUGGAUGAUCUGACUAACCCAGAGCUUAACUCUAAGAUACAGCUUGAUAUUGAAUGUAAGAAGAGGAAAAGACAACAGAAACAUGUGGAUUCAAUAACUGACGAACUUGUAUCCAUGGGUUUUGAUAGAUCACAAGUGAUUGCUGUGGUUAAUUCCCACGGAACAAGAACUGCGGCAUUAAAUGAGCUGCUUGCACAAGGUCCGAUGUCCUCUGCUUCUGUUGAUGGCUCUAUACCAAAUUUCGACCCUGCUACCAGUUCAACUGCCGGAGAAAGAGAAAACUUGCCAAGUUCCAGUGGUGAAGAGAGAGAGAGUCCAUCAAGUUCUCGUGAAGGGGAAGAACGGGACCUUGAGAUGGAAGAUGAACUCGUAGAGGAAUUACAUAGAGGUGACGCAUUUUCAGAUUAUGACAUUGAUGUGACCAAAGAAGCCGAAGCUCUUAAUGAAUAUCUGGCCUUGGUGGAUUCUGCCAUGGUUAAAAGUAACUGAGAGGAGAGGUCUGACCUGUUGAUGCUGUAAAUACUGGAUUAGAAUGAGCUCUUAUCAUGGCGAUGCUGAUGCAUCUAGCAAAAACCAGCAGGUCAACUAUUUAUUGGCUUCUCGAUAGUCAUAGUUAAUUAGUUUCAAAUUUACAAUCAAUAAGUUGCAUAGAUGUGAAGAAAUCAAGAGGUACUUUAGAAUAUGCUGAUGGUGUACAGAAAUGGUAGGGAUUGCAUUGCUCAGUGGUCAGGUUCAUUGGUUUUGAUCGGAUUUCGGUUUUGUAAAGUUUUACCAUUAAAGUUUCUUUAGGAAGCUUUUUAUUUUUAGUUUGAAGUGGCUAGCAUAUUAGUAGAUCAAAUACCAAUGAUAAACUUAUACUCCGUAUAGAAUUACAGCUUUUGAAUCAUUUACAAAGGGUGUUUUUGAGGUUCU